AUGCAUGACGAACGAGUUGAACGUCAUAUACGUGGUGUUCAAGAAACAUUAGAACAAAUUGAUGCAGAUUAUAGUCGAAUGUUAAAAGACUUUUCUAAAUCAAUCAAUACUUAUAGAGAUGAUAUAUUUAAUUUGGAAAAUGUAUUUGUUAAUGCAACAACAAGUAAUCGUCUUUUAGCAUUACAAGAUCGUUUACAAAAACAACGUGAUACAUUAAUGAAUAAUAUACGAAUAUCAUUAAGAAGUUUUCGUAAACGUUUUGAUGAUUCUAUGCAAUAUUUACGACAAGCAAAUGUUAAAUUUCGAAAAUCAUUUAAAACGUUUUCUGAGGGUGGAAAUUUUAGUCGUGAAGAAAUAGAAGUCUAUCGAAAAAAACUUGAAAAAACAAUAUUUCAAAUAGAUAAAGCUGAAACAGCUAUAUUAAAUGAAUUAGAAAAACUUGAAAAAAAACAAUUAGAAGAUGCAAAUAAAAUAAUGAAUCAAUUUCAAGAACGUUUUAAAAAUCAUAUGACUGAUUUAAAAUUUAUUGAAUUAACAAAUCGAUGGAUAAGUGAAACACAAGUUAAGAUCAAAAGUGAAGUUGCUGUUAAUAAUGAACAUGCACAAAUGCUUAAAACACUUAUUUUAACUUAUCAAGCUAAAAUUGAUUCAAUUCUAAAUCCAAAUUUAGAUAAACCAUUAUCAACAUCAAAUGAAAUUCGAGAACUUUUUCAUCAAAUUGUUUUAACUACAUAUGAACGAGCAUUAUAUUUAAAAUGUCUUAAUAAUGAAUUAACAAUACCAGCUUCACUUAUCACUAUUCUUAAAGAUAAAGGAUUAAUUACUGAAAAAGCGUUAGUUAAUGAUCUUCUUCAUGUAACUGGAACAGAGGAAGCAAAUUUAUCUCGUCGUCCAUCACGAAUGAGUGCUGGUGUUGGUAGUAGUAAUGCUGAAGAAGUUAAAUCAGUUAAAUUUGCAUCAUCAUCAUCACCAACAACAUCAUCUUCACGAAAUAAAACAGAGUCAGCUACAUUAGUUGGUCUUACUGGUGGACAUCCAGAAGAUUUAGAUACAAUUUCAAUAAUACGAUCCCUUCUUCAUCAAGAAGAACUACCAGAUUCUGAUGAAAUUGUUGAGCCAGGUGUACCUGCUGCUAUAGAAGUGACUACACGCCCAAUUGUUUCUGACUCUCCAAUACCAUCAUCACAUGGGAAAAAAUCGAAACAACAUGAUAAAAAUCCAAGUUCAUCAAAUCAAGAAUCAUCCAUUGAUGAAACAAGACCAUCUACUCGACGUGAUCGGCCAACUCGUGCUAGAACACGUGAUGAAAUCUAUAAUCUCUAUUGCACAUUUGGUGAAAAACAGCAUUCUGGUCAAGAUUUUUUAUGUAAAAUAUUAAACAUUCUACGAGAAUCAACUGAAGGUUUACUUACACAUUCUGAAAUAUUUUAUCGAGAUAAAGGUUCUCGCCCUGUAACACGUCCUCAAGCAUUAGGUGAAAAAUUUGAUGAAUUUGCACAUGUAAUGGUAGACAAAUUAAAAAAUUACGAAGCACAAUGUCGUUCUUAUCAUGAAAAUUCAAUAAAUGAAUUUCGUAAUGUCCUUGAAUUAUUUGAGCGUACAUCAUGUUUAAUGACUAAAAUUGAAUUUAAUGAACAAUUAUUUCAAGCUGAAAAAAAUCUUCUUGAUUGUAAACAACAAUUUGAUACGAUAUUACAUAAACAAUUAAAUGAAUCCAUUAAUGAAAAACAAACAAAUUUUCAACAACUUCGUCCAACAUUUGGAUAUCCAGCAAAGAAAAAUCAUUUACAAACUAUUGAUAAUCAAGAAAAAUUACGUCAAGAUAAUAUAGAAAAAAUAUGUAUUGAACUUCGGUCGAAUACAACUGAAAAUAUUCAAACAACUACACAAGAAAUAAAUAAUUCAUUAGCAACAAAUGCUGAACAUUUAUUAAUUCUAUUUGAUGAAAUAUUAACAGCUGAUGAAAUAACACGAACAAAAUUACCGAUAGUCAAACAAUCGCUUACGGAAUUAUUAAGACGUCAGCAAACGGGAAGACCUUUAGAAGAUUCUGAACCAACUCCAUUAAUUGAACGUAAACAAGGUCAUUGGCCAGGUUUACCAUUACUUGAUAAUCAAUUAAAUCAACGACGUGACUCUAUAAAAUCCCGAAAACGUUCAUCAAUAGCUACUCAACGACAAACAGCAUCAGCUUCGAUUGUUACGCAAAAGACGACAUUACCACAAAUAGAAACAAUAGCACAACGAGAUCAAGCUUGUCAAAAAUAUAAAGAAUUAUUAAUUCAAAUAUUAACUGAUAUUGAAGAAAAAUGUUCAGCAAUAUUAGUCGAACUUGAUCGUGAUCGAUCAUAUUGGAAAACAUCAAUUGAAAAAUUACAACAAUUAAGAACAAAUUAA
Rotaria sp. Silwood2 is the source of this 2397-nucleotide messenger RNA. The record is from the annotation of a GenBank genome assembly. NCBI's taxonomy places the organism in Eukaryota, Metazoa, Rotifera, Eurotatoria, Philodinida, Philodinidae.